AUGCCCUACAAAUACCAUAAUCAGAUGCUGUUUUUGAAAAAAGUAGUUGCUGCUGGUGAAACGCACGAAAGCGUAUCUGCUAAACAAACUGAAGAACACACCGAAGAUGACACCACGACAUCGAAUGAACCUACAAACGAAGAUGACAGUGUGACUACAAUGACACAACUUGACAAUGACAGUCAAAAGGAAAGAAAUUUUAAUGAAAUGGAUGCCAAAAUGAUGUCCUACAUUGACUAUCAUAUAAAAUCGAAGAAAAUUGAGCAGGAUGAUCGCAAUUUAUCGUUCUUCAAAGGUAUUUUGCCGUCCUUGGCUUUGCUUGAAGAUGACCAAACUUUGGAACUCUAG
Messenger RNA from Acanthoscelides obtectus, 348 nucleotides. The record is from the annotation of a GenBank genome assembly. Lineage: Eukaryota; Metazoa; Arthropoda; Insecta; Coleoptera; Chrysomelidae.